Messenger RNA from Dichomitus squalens LYAD-421 SS1, 1290 nucleotides. RefSeq names its product PLP-dependent transferase. The record is from RefSeq and is a predicted model, not a curated record. The transcript is spliced from 12 exons. The coding region runs from base 1 to 1290 and encodes 429 amino acids. Gene Ontology annotation, molecular function: L-serine:pyruvate transaminase activity; L-alanine:glyoxylate transaminase activity. Lineage: Eukaryota; Fungi; Basidiomycota; Agaricomycetes; Polyporales; Polyporaceae. Gene Ontology annotation, cellular component: peroxisome.
AUGCUGCGUCGCGCGUCUGUGCGCGUCUGCCUGGGACGCGCUCUGAGGCUCUCUUCUAUCCCUCCUCCCACCUCCACCUCCUCCUACCACUCUUCCCACCUCCCCAGAACAACAGCUUUCUUCUUGUCGCGCACCAUGUCUACCUUCCACCAGGAACCGCACAACAUCCCCGGACCCAUCGAAGUCACCGACGAGGUUCUCUACGCCAAUGCUCACCCCUCUAUGUCCCACAUCUCUCCAGACUUUAUUCCGGUAUUUGGUGAUGCCAUCCGUAUGACCAGGGAGGUCCUUUUCACCCAGGACGCACAACCCUUCCUCAUCGCCGGCUCCGGGACGCUCGGCUGGGACCAGGUCGCCGCGAAUCUCGUAGAGCCCGGUGAGAACGCCCUCGUGCUGAACAGCGGCUACUUUGGAGACAGCUUCGCCGAUUGUCUCCGGACGUACGGCGCGGUUGUCGACGAGAUCAAGGCGCCGUUCGGUGGGACCGUCCCUCUGUCUGAGAUCGAGGCCGCCCUCAAAUCCAAGAAGUACAAGCUCGUCACGUUCACGCAUGUUGACACAUCGACCGGCGUGUUGUCGGAUGCAAGGGGUAUUGCGGCGACCGUGCGCAGUGCGUCGCCGGACACUUUGGUUGUCGCCGACGCCGUCUGCUCCGUUGCCAGUGAAGAGAUCCGCUUCGACGCGUGGGGCCUCGAUGUCGUCCUGACGGCUAGCCAGAAGGGCCUCGGUACGCCUCCCGGUCUGAGUAUCCUUGUUGCCAGCCAAAGAGCCAUCAAAACUUUCGAGUCCAGGAAGAGCCCAGUCACGUCUUACUAUGCGAGCUGGACAAAGUGGCUCCCGAUCAUGCAAGCAUACGAGUCCGGAAACGCCGCAUACUUCGCGACGCCCCCUGUCAACUUGAUAUACGCGUACAACGCCUCGCUCAGGCAGAUCACCGGGGCGACGCCGUCGCUUGAGGAGCGCUUCCGCCUGCACAGGGAGAGCAGUCAGCGCGUCAAGAAGGAGGCAGAGCAGCUCGGCUUCAAGCAGCUGCCUCUGGACCCGUCAAUCGCGGCAAACGGGAUGACGGCGCUGUGGUUCCCAGAGGGACUGGCCGCGGCCGACCUGCUUCCUUCCCUUGCGAAGAAGGAUGUUGUCGUUGCUGGCGGCUUGCACAAGGAUUACAAGCUCAAGUACUUCCGUAUCGGCCACAUGGGUGUCUCGGCUAUUGACUCCCAGCGCGGAGAUAUCGACAAGGUGAUCGCGGCGCUGAAAGAGAGCCUGGCGGAGGCAAAGGCCAAGAAAGCGUAA